GGCGUAGCGUGAGAGGUGCGGGGUGAAGUGAGCGGGGGGCGCAAUGAGCGCUCCGGAGCCAGCGGUGCUGCAAGCGCUGCAGGGACACACUCAGGGCAGCGACAAGUGGCCCGGACCUCGCGCUGUCAAAUUCUAUAUAGCGUCGGUCUAUAAUGACUUCCGUGAGGAGAGACGACAGAUCCUCGAGAUGGUGGGCCCGGAGUUGCAAUCAACAUACGAUGAUCGAUAUAUUGAGAUCGAGUUUGUGGACAUGCACUACGGUUCCGACGGAGGCGAUGAAACCAAUCCGGCUCUGCUCCGAUACCAUCUCGAAGAGAUACGUUGCUGCAACAGAACUUCUAAAGCCGGAUAUUUUCUGUGCCUCAUCGGCGGCGAAGCAUCGUCUUACCAGCCUGUGCUACCAUUCAAAAUCCCAUCAUCAACAUUCGAAGAGUUAGUAAAGUCGGAUUCUGCGCAGGCGGCACUCGUCCGCGCUUGCUAUCGCGUCAACGGUGAUGGCACCUAUCAUUUACAUGGCGAUGAUAAGUGGUACAACGAUCUCGUGGAGCGAAAAGACCAACGCAGUCGAUUGUCCGAAGUCCAGAAAGCGUUCAACGCGUUGGCUACUGAAGCACUUCAAGUCAAUGCCAACGUCAGCUCAUUGCUGAAGAGUCCUGUUGAGCAUCAGUGCGAAUUGGCAUUAGAAUUACUAUCAAAUGGUAACCAUCCAAAAGGCGUCAUAGUAGUGUACCGAGAUAUGCCCGAAUUGGAACCUGAUGACACAAAACUUACUACACUCGCUCGCGCAAGGCUGAUACAACUGAAGAAGAAGCUCGAAGAUGCUUUACCUGAUAGUCACAUCAUUCAAUUAGAACCUUCAUCAGCAGAUUCUUCAAGGACGGACGGAGGAUCAGAAAAUGAGGAAAAACUGGCUCCGUUCAGGGAGAAAGUACAAGCGGUUGUCAGCUCAUUGGUUGACGACAGCCUAAGCACCGAGCCUGACCAGGGAAAGGGAAGGAAAAAGACUGUACAGGAAGUGUUUCUGGAACACAUCACUCAUCUUAGGAUAUGUAUAGAGCAUAAUCGUCUACAUAAGGUUACUGUUAAGCAACUAGAGGACACAGCUAAAAUUGUACUAAAUAAAGCUGCGGAGAACUAUGAAAAUCGGACACGUCAUCCCCCUGUGUUAAUAUAUGGACCUGAUGCUUCAGGAAAGACGACUUUAUUGACACACUUGUACUAUAAAUGCGAAAAUAUUUUUCCUAAACCAGUACUGAGAAUAAUACGAUUCUCUGCCUCAACACCGAGAUCAGCGUAUAACUUGGAGUUGUUACGAGUCAUGUGCCAACAGAUAUCGAUAAUUUUGAACAUUCCGGAGGGGUACUUGCCAAAAGAUGCAAGUUUCGACCCUUUGUAUAUAAACAAUUGGUUUCAGAGUUUGUUGAAACGUUGUGAGGAAAUGGAGAAUGAGAUUUUGUUAAUAUUUAUUGACAAUGUGCAUAGAGUGAAUCCGUUGGAGUGUGAUAUUGUGACAGGGUUGUCUUGGCUACCGAUGUCUUUGCCUCGAAACGUGUUCUUAGUAUGUACAAGUGCGGUAUCCUUAGAGCAAUUACAACUGACUCCUGCACAGAAGGAAAAGUUCAAGACGCAGAAUUGCUACUAUUUGUUGGAUGCGAUUGAAGAAACUCCAGAGAAUGAUAGCUAUGGAGACUUUAUUGAUGGUGCCUUUGAUAACUUAGAAGCCGUCUUCGGUAUUAAAGCUUUUAGUAAAUUAGCAGGUUACAUAACUUGUUCGGAGUUCGGUCUGACAGAGCUGGAGCUUCUGGAGCUCUUGAUGCCGACGACUAACAGUGAUGCUGUCAUCACGCUUAAGGACGCGAACUUCAAUUUCUCCACUCUGUGCGUCGUCAAGUAUAUGAUGAAAUCGCUAAUAAGCGAGAACACAGUAUCUGGUCGGAGCACAUGGCGCUGGCGUGCAGCCGCGGCUACUGCGCGCGCGCGUCGACGUUAUGUGCGUGUGCAAAGCGCGUUACGCGACGCGCAUUCCGACCUCGCAGCGCUUCACUUCGCCAACUUCCUUCAAGAUACUGACGACACUGAUACAUCUGAGGCACAGGAACUUGGUUGCGUAGAUGACGAUGACGCCGUCCUCGACACGACGCCAUUCCACUCAGGCACCCGUACAGCUGCUGCGUUCACACAGAGACACGUCGAAGAAUCGUGGCUCCACCUACUGCUGGCUGGAGACUUCUGUAAACUAAAAGAUCUGACUGUCUGCAAUUUUGAUUUCUUACUUGCUGCUGUUCAAACAGUGACAAUUUCAUACCUGCGCUGUAUCCUGGAGCACGUCCGCUGCUACAUUCUGGACCGUGAUGUCGAACUAGUCUACGGAGCCGUCAGGAAGUCUAGCGAUAUCCUCACGAGGGAUCCAAUGCAACUUGGAGCUCAGAUAAUAGCAUGGCUGCGACCCGCGGUGGCUCGCCGGGGUGUUCUUGCCACAUUAGUCACUUCGGCCAUGGCAUGGUGCGACGGAUAUGAUAAGCCACUUCUCGUACCACUCAAUGGAUGGCUUCAACCACCAAUAGCAUCGACGGUCCGCGUGGUUUCCGUAGGAGGAUCAAGCCCAGGCGCAGGAGCAAGGUUGCUGCAACUGGCACCUUCAGGCCAACAUUUAGUGCUUGCUCCAUCUGCUGGUGAUCCUCAGUUGUGGCAUGUCAUGUCCAAUUCAAAAGUACAUACAUUCAAAGGCCAUUCCGGAAGGAUUCUAUGCAUGUGCGUAACGAGAGAGUCGCAAUACCUCCUCACUGGCUCGGAAGAUACAAGCGUCAUCGUGUGGGAUCUGCAUUCUUUGGCCUGCAAAACCAAAAUUCUCGAACAUAUCGCUCCAGUGCUUUGCGUGGCAGCGAUUGUUAAUCGUUCCCUCGUCAUCAGCGGAGGUGAAGACUCUGCCGUCAUAGUCACAUCACUCGUUGAUGGAGCCUUGGUAACAAAACUAGACCACCAUCGUGGUCCUGUAACCGCAGUAAAAGCUAUCCAAGACGGAGAUAUCCUAGUCACAGGAUCACAAGACGGCACAGUCUGUACUUGGAAUGUGGACAACUUUACACUGCUAAGUACGGUCACGUCUGGCGUACCGAUCCACGCUAUGGAAGUAACAGAAGACAACGUGUUUCUGAUCACGCUGCAAGGAGAAAACGAGUUACAUGUUCGGACCUUCAUUACUGGAACUCAUCUUCACGUCUUGAAGAGGCAUAAAGCAAAGGUGAAAUGCUUCUGUGUGGGUCACGAUUCAUCCCGCGCGGCAGUGGGCUGUGCUGAUCAGCGGAUUUACAUAUACAGUCUGCAUAAUGCGCAACUCCUGCGCACUUUGGCCGCUGCACACGAUCUUGCCGCAUUAGCAAUUGCGGAUAAAGAUCACUUCUUACUUGCUGCAGGUGGCAACAGAGUGACGAUUUAUUCAUUCCACACUGAAGACAAUUUGACCAAUUUCCGACCAACGAAGCAAUUGAAAAGGCGUCAAACUAAAUCAACCACCAAUAUUACUUUAUUGCAGGCGGAACAAAGUGAACUAAUCCCAAUAAGUUGCCUCGAAGUAUCACGAGACGGUCAGCUAGCAGCAAGUGGUUGCGCUCGAGGUCUCGUCAGAGUUUGGCAUCUUUCAACCCAUCGGCUUCAGGCGACCCUUAACGGCCACAUUGGCCACGUCACCUGUGUGACGUUUUCACCAAACAAUCUCCUCGUGUUGAGCGGAUCGGAAGAUAGAACUGUCGUUGUUUGGCAGUUGGCUGAUAAUUCCCCUUCAUUGACUUACAAGGGUCAUACAGCAGCACUUCAGUCGUUGCUGAUGAUGUCAGACGGCCGUCGUGCGAUGUCAGGAGACAGAGCUCGUAACGUCCACGUUUGGCUCGUUGAUUCUGGCAUUGUCUUACAUUCCACUACCGGUCCUACAGUUAGUCUUGAUGUAACACUCAAUAUGAAGUUCUCGGUAUUGUCAGAUGGCGACAAUUCUGUUCGUAUUUGGUCACUGGCAAGGGUUGACAGUGGAGAAGAACGACGUUCUGUCUCUCACGCUGAACGCAUCACAUGCUUUGCAUUAACAGCUGAUUCGCAACACGUCGUGACGGGAUCCAUGGACAUGUCUUUGAAAGUUUGGCAGUUGGAUGGAGGCAAAUUAUCACAGGUUUUAGUCGGCCAUUCGGACAUAGUCACCUGCGUAGCAGUAUCAAUCACAAAUAAAACCCAAGUGGUCUCUGGUUCUUGGGACUGCAAUCUCAUCGUUUGGGAUAUCAACACUGGCUCUGAUUUGCACCUCCUGUCUGGACAUCUUGGAAAAGUCACUUGCGUCAAAGUUACUGGUGAUGGCACCAUUGCUGUUUCAAGUGCUGAAGACAAGACACUAAUAAUCUGGGAAACGAAACGUGGUUUGGCCUUGACAUCGCUAGCAUUACACGUGCCUUUACUGGGAUUCCAAAUAACUAGCGAUUGUUCUCGGAUUGCAAUACAUCUUUUAGACAGAGGUUGCCUUCCUAUGAUAUGUCUCCACAAUACACCUGCUACAUACGUAAAGAUACCAACAUACGCUGCUCCUACUAAAGACAUUGAUGAACUGCGACCAUUAGCACCAAAGCGGCCUAUGAGAAGGUUACUCAAGAAGGAAGUGUCUUUGGACACUUACACGUGGCAAAAGAAGUACGGACAUCUUACUUCAGCGGCCAUGAUGGCACAAGUUGAUGAGCGGUUGAAACGAAGAUUCUCAGUGUCAGCAUCAAUGGAGGAAAUAUCUAAGAUUCAAGAAGCAAAGAACAAGGACUUGGGGUCUCAGGUGAGUCUCGGUCCAGAAGAAGCAGCUAUAGCGCAAUCUCAGCACUUUGAUCAACUCGAAGCUUUAUGGAACAAAAUAUCUCCCCCAAGACGUCGUUCCAAUAAGUCCCUGACAAAGCAAAGCUCUUUGAUAGAAACAAAAUUCGAUUCAUCGGAUGAAGAGCACACGCCGAUAGAAGAACAAGGUAAGGCACAUAAAAGUUCUCUUGAAUCCCGCUCUUAAAAGAUAAACCUUUUAUAAAGACUAUUGGACUGCACUAUUUCGUUUUUGGCAUGAGAUAAUUCAAAAUGUUUUUUGUGCAGAACACAUGGUGGAAUAAAGGAAAGUAUACUCCAAAGCUGAAAGUAUGUAAUUUUAGUUUUUUUUUUCUUUAAAUUAUGCAAUUUUUUAUCAAUUUAAUUUAUAACUAUUAAACUAGUUUGUAUAGCUUAAUAAUCAGUUAGAUUAUUUUAUAUUAUUUAUAUUGUAAAUUUUACUAUUUUGUAUAUUUUGUAGCGUCGCCGACGAAUUUAGGUUUAAAGUCUUAAAUUUUAGCUUUAACGAAUAUGAUUUAAAUUUCAAACGAAAUUUUAGAAGGACUCGUAUAUAAACUGUUGUAUUAAGAUUUAAUUUUUAAAUUAUAUGGUAGUGUUUAGGUAUCCUGCCUCUAUGCAAUGUGAUCUUCUAGGUGUAGCUUCUAUUGUUUCAGGGCCAGUUUGUCUCGUAGUUCAAGUAAAAUAAAUUUGUCGGGCACUACAAUUAAAAAUUGCAAAGAACGUGAGUGGUACUGAGGUUUGUAAAAAAGCGCCACUCGUCAAAUAUGAACAGGCUAAUAAAUCAUAUCAUACGAAUCAAAUUUGAACAAAAGUGUUAGGACAGCCUGGCAUGGCCUGGCAUAGGUUAUCGACGCUAUUUAAUUGCAGUAUACAAAUACUACUUAGUAGUUUCACAAAAUGUCGAAUUUCAACCGCUCCGCAGACGACCUUAUACUAAAUAAUUUGCAUUAAAAUUAUUAUGUAAAAUUCUUUUAAUAAAUAACUGGUCCUAAUCUGUAUUAGAAAUAGCAUUUAAUAAUUGCUAUAUGUAAGUUCUAAAUAGACUAUUACUGUAUUUUAGAAUGUUGUACCUAUUUCUGUUAUUAGGUAUUUGUGAUAAUUAUUGUUAACACCCAUGUGCAAUAUUAUACCAAUUUUUUAUUGAUCUAGAUUAAAAUUUAGUUUACUACUUGUUUUCAAAUAACGUUCAUUGGAAUCAAAUUUUAUGUAGAUUAUUAAUAUCGACCAUUAUACUACCUAGUUUUGAAAAGUAGCCGUUUUUUUUAAAUUAAUAGAUGUUUAUUUACAUUACGUUUAUUAUUAUUAUACAUAUAUACAUACCUAACCCUUCAAUUAUAUUGACAUUGAUUGGCUGAAAUUAUGUCGAAAAUAAAUACAACCUUUUUCUAAAUUAUAAAAAGAACUUCAUAUCACUACUUGAUAGGCUAUUGUUUAUUUUUAAAUGAAACCUGUUAUGCCUGGAAGGAUUUCUGAAGGAAAAUUAUAGAAAACUUAAUUAAAUUAAAGGUGACUCUACCAUUUGUAUCGUUAUAUUCGAAACUUUGGUAAAUUUUGAGAGGCAUAUUUUAGGAAUUUGGAAAAUGUUACAUCCGUAUUACGCUUCGAAAAAUUACAUUUAUCGAAAUUGGAAAUCGAAACUAAAAAAUUUUAUUUCAACCAAGAGUCAUCCUCACGAGUUUUUUUUAUGAACUAUUUUAUAAUAAUGUAUCUAGUAAGACUUAAUCUCACCGAUCAAUGUAUCGUACUAGAGUUUUCCAAACUGUGAUCCCUUAUAAAGACUUCUAAGUAGGUAAGCAUUAUAUUCGAAACUACAAAAUAUAUCCUUAUGAAUAUAAUGAUACUUAGAAUAUUUAAUUAUGUCUAAUUAUAAUUACAAUAAAACUUAUCGCCUAAAAUUUAGACAUAUUUUGUCCUUUUAUCUAGAAUAAAAGUAGACAUGGUAAAAGUAUAUUGUCAGAAUAAAUUUAGAGCUACGUAUGUAGACGCUAUAUCCCUUUGGACGCCUUUUACAAGGAAAACCCAUUUUAUCUCUCUACAAUACUAAUUAGGUACAAGUAAUUUAUGUCACAUUUUCUUUGCAUCAAUUAAUGUACGUAGUACUCGUAAAUACUAACUUUACAUGAUUUUGAUGCAGAUUAAAUGAAAUCUAUAUCUAAUCUAACAUGUUGAAACCAUAGCUGAUUAUUAACCAAAGAAUAUAAAAAUUCUAACACAAAAGGUUACAAUAGGAAAUCAAGGAAAUUCAGAAAAUUGUUACAAAAGUUGCAAAAUAUCUUUGGGGUUAUUUCAGUUAAUCAUAUAUCAUUGAAUGUUCAAUGAUAGAGGUUACUGAGCGUUGUGAUACCGACGCUACCACAAAAAUCAUGUCAAUCACGAGCGCAUAACGUGAUCACGUAUCAUUUUGCAUCCAAUAUAGCAACCAUAAUACGUCUCGAAAAUCUGAUGAGCUAUAAUAAUAUAAACAUAGACCACCUUAAACUGAUUCUAUGUUCACAAAAGCUCGUGGCAGAAUGGGUUGAAUUCAAGUUUUUUGUAGAAUUAUUUUUUCUAUUAUUGCUGCUUCGUAGUAACGUCAUACGGUUGAAGGUACAAUUAAAUCAAAUGCCACAUAUAAAAUGAAAUAAUAACGUGUAGUUUCAUAAUUUGAAUUAAGCGUUAGAAUUAAAUGUUACGACUAGAAAAUGCAAUAAUAUUUCAUAAGUAGAUGCACAUACUCGUACUUGUAGGACUUUUUGUUAGAAUAAGAAAUUACGCUCUUCGUAGACUGUUUUAAAGAAAUUAUUGUUUAUAAAGCCGCACUUAAUUUCAGUAGAGAUUCCACCUGCUUCAUUCGUUUAAAGUUUCACUGUAUCCGAUCUCGAAAAAGUAAGGGAAACUGAAUUUUGCUAAAAAUAAUAACGCAUAAAUGUUUUGUCCUCAAAAUAACCUUAGGUACCUACAAUGCUAUGCAAUAAGCGUACGAUAAUCUUUAGACACUGUCACCUUGUUGACUAAUUGUAUAGAGUUUUAUAUCUUUAUCGAUUCUUAUUCCU
Molecule: messenger RNA, 7868 nt
Organism: Hyposmocoma kahamanoa
Lineage: Eukaryota; Metazoa; Arthropoda; Insecta; Lepidoptera; Cosmopterigidae
Exons: 29
Coding region: 44-5023 (1659 amino acids)
Molecular function (GO): protein binding
Source: RefSeq, a predicted model, not a curated record